This is a messenger RNA of Gamsiella multidivaricata, 177 nucleotides long. RefSeq lists its product as uncharacterized. The annotation marks the transcript as partial. The transcript has a single exon. Lineage: Eukaryota; Fungi; Mortierellomycota; Mortierellomycetes; Mortierellales; Mortierellaceae. The record is from RefSeq and is a predicted model, not a curated record. Gene Ontology annotation, molecular function: protein binding.
AUGAUAAAGUUUGCAAAGCCGUGCGGUACCACGGGACAGAAUCUCGUCGGACUCUGGCGGCCGUCCUUCACAAGGGUCGACCAGAAGCUGUAUCUCUUUGGCGGCGGUGGACAUGUCACCAACGACCUGCAUGUCCUCGACCUCGCCACCCUCAACUGGGAGUGUGUAAAGGUAAAU